AUGUGUCGGUGGCUGUACCCGUCCUACUUCCGGUGGCCGGAACUCGGCCUCUCCCUGCCGCUAUCCAGCUUCCGAUGGCCGGACUUCGACUUCUCGUCGUACCUGAGAACGGGAGCGUGGUGGAGCCACCAGCCGAUCAGCCCCCUCCGGUGGCUGGAAUUCUCGAUCGACGAGAUCCUCUGGAGCUUGGCGACGGCGGUUGAGUCGGUGGCUCUCGUGGCCAUGCUCUGCUACUUCUUCCUCUUCUGUGGAUGCACUCUGUGA
Molecule: messenger RNA, 264 nt
Organism: Linum tenue
Lineage: Eukaryota; Viridiplantae; Streptophyta; Magnoliopsida; Malpighiales; Linaceae
Source: the annotation of a GenBank genome assembly